UAAGAUCACAAGUAAAUCGGGGCGUCGCGGUUUGAUAAGUUCAGACCUAAAUGUCGUGCCAGACGUGUGAUUUUUAUAAUGCUAAUUAGCUUGUUUAAUUUGAUAAUAAACAAUAAAGCUAAAUAAACAUCCUACAAAUCUCACUCGUGAUAAAAGCAGCGUUUAAAUUGUUCAAACGACAGCCAUUUUGAUCAGUUCGCCGCGCGCUGGACGACUGACAGAUUGAUUUCAUUCUAAAUUUUAAAUCUAACAAAUAUUUUUCUAUUAGUCAACGUUGACUACGAUUUUUGUUUCUUUUAUCUUCUGCAUAAUUUAGCAACAACCACGCGGUUGUUGCUUAAAAGUUUGUUAAAGCUUUGAGAAUUUCGCUACUAAAGGUACAGACAGGAGCGGGCUCGUCCGGCGCGUGUAGCGGUGCCGGGCGACACGCGACGCGCUGCUGGCGCCGUGCGCUCAACGUUGACCCGCCCUGGCUGCGGCGCACGCCGCCCCGCUGACGUCACACGCACAACUGACACCCGUGGAGUAGCGCUACCGGGUCACCGACGCACAGUGCCAAGUGUCCGGGCGUAACCGAGCAAACGAAAGGUUGACUCCGCCGUUGCCCGCAUCGAGAGAUAAAGUAGAACCGAAUGAAACCCGGCGCCAUGCGUCUGGCCGACGAGGAGCGCGUGUGUGUGAUGGAGGGGGAAUGGAGCCCCACGGGAGUCAUCAGACAGGUGGUGGAGGAAGGACAGGAGGACCCCUUCUACGUCAUGGACCUCGGGGAAAUAGUGCGUCGCUACCAGCACUGGAAGGCUAUGAUGCCGCGCGUCGAGCCCUUCUACGCCGUGAAAUGCAAUGACGAUAAGCUGCUGGUGCGGACGUUGGCCGCGCUCGGGACGGGCUUCGACUGCGCUUCCAAGGCGGAAAUACAACUCGUCAUGGACAUGGGCAUUAAGGCCGAGCGCAUAAUAUUCGCGAAUCCCGCGAAGAUGGCGUCCCACAUCCGCUACGCCACGGCCCGAGGAGUCACCACCAUGACUUUCGACUCGGAGGCGGAGCUGCACAAAAUCAAGCAGAUCUCGCCCGACGCCCGGCUGGUGAUCCGCAUCCGUUGCGACGCUGCGGCGGCCCAGUGUCCUCUGGGCAUCAAGUUCGGCUGCGAGCCUCUCGCGGAGGCCCCUCGUCUGCUCAAACUCGCCGCCGUCCUGAAGCUCAACGUGGCGGGCGUCGCCUUCCACGUGGGUUCCGGCGCCGGCGAGAGCGCCGUCUACGCUCGCGGGAUAAAGAUGGCGCGCAUGCUCUUCGACCUGGGAGACACGCUCGGCCUCGACAUGCGAGUGGUCGACAUCGGCGGAGGCUUCGCCGGCGACGCCGACUCCGAUCUGCGAGACGUGGCCCGAGUGGUGAACGCGGCGAUCGAGGCGAACUUCGGCGAGCGCGAGGUGCGCGUGAUCGCCGAGCCGGGCCGAUACUUCGCGGCCGCCGCGUACACGCUCGCGACCAUGGUGCACGCCACCAGGCAGCUGACGAACGCGUCGUCCGAGUCCCACACGAUGUACUUCAUAAACGACGGCGUCUACGGCUCCUUCAACUGCGUGCUCUACGACCAUCAGACCGUAGUCGCCGAACCGCUGGACCCCUGUGACUCCCGGCCCGAAGCCUGCUCCGUGUGGGGUCCGACCUGUGACGGCUUGGAUUGCGUGAUAGCCUCCUGCCGCCUCCCCGCUUUGCGCACGGGACAGUGGCUGGUCUUCAAGGACAUGGGCGCCUAUACGCUCCCCGUGGCCUCCGCUUUCAACGGGUUCCCCGUGCCUAAAGUCAAGACGAUUGUCGAUAAACGACUUUGGGCCGUUCUAAAAGAGCUGUGGCCGUUGAACGAGGCCGACGUGACGGUGGACAUCUGUCCCCUCGGCCCCCAGAGCCCCGAGUCUUUGACCCCACGCUCGGAAACCCCUUCCCCCACUCUGGAGAGCCCCCAUCACACCGUGUUCGUGGAGUGCGCGCUCAAGUAGUGAACCCCGGAACUCGUUGCACGUUUUAGCACUUGGUCAUUUUAUUUAUAUUCAAUUUAAGUGGGUUUUAUAUUCAGUGUGUCGAAAGCAUCCCCAAACGACCGUCGCGCGACUAUCAUUUUGUAACAAUUCAUAUUUUCGUAUUUUAAGAGUCUCCGGCGUAUAUUCUUUAUUGAGGUGAUCGGUAUAUUUGCGUGUAACGCGUCGUUUUAAUUAAAUGUAGUGCAAUAAUGUUUUACGUAUCGCUUUAACUAACGAGCACUUGCAACAAUUGUUUGUCUUAGCCGAUUGUCUAUAAACAUAAGUGCCCGGGAAAUAAAGUGCCGCCACAGUAUUAUUUCUGUCUCUGUCUGUCUAAAUACAAGGAAUGAGAUAGAUAUAUUUCACACGGUUGUAUUAUAUGAGUGGCCCUUAUGUGUUUGGACAAUUAUAUAAUCGUUUUGCAUUUUAUUAUUAAACCUUUUCAGCAUUUUUUGCAAAUUUACUAUAAUUAACUGUUACAUAGACAUAUUCAUUGAUUUCGAUUGAUUUAACUUGUUUAGUGUUUGUUUGUAGUGAUACAAUUAAAUGUAUUCAUUGGA
This is a messenger RNA of Pieris napi, 2578 nucleotides long. Its product is annotated as ornithine decarboxylase 1-like. The coding region runs from base 633 to 1997 and encodes 454 amino acids. Gene Ontology annotation, molecular function: ornithine decarboxylase activity. Gene Ontology annotation, cellular component: cytoplasm. Lineage: Eukaryota; Metazoa; Arthropoda; Insecta; Lepidoptera; Pieridae. The record is from RefSeq and is a predicted model, not a curated record. The transcript is spliced from 12 exons.